This is a messenger RNA of Impatiens glandulifera, 5301 nucleotides long. Its product is annotated as myosin-6. Gene Ontology annotation, cellular component: vesicle; actin cytoskeleton; cytoplasm. Gene Ontology annotation, molecular function: ATP binding; actin filament binding; microfilament motor activity. NCBI's taxonomy places the organism in Eukaryota, Viridiplantae, Streptophyta, Magnoliopsida, Ericales, Balsaminaceae. The coding region runs from base 402 to 4907 and encodes 1501 amino acids. The transcript is spliced from 39 exons. The record is from RefSeq and is a predicted model, not a curated record. Gene Ontology annotation, biological process: actin filament organization; vesicle transport along actin filament.
AAAGCUUAAGAAAAUAACACACGCAGACAAACAAUAACAAAAAUAGCGCCGGUUUAUAUACUCAAGAGUUCUCUCUCUUUCUCUUGUUGAUCUAGAAAAGGAUACUGGGUUUAAGCUCAUUCUGCCGAUUUGUUGUACACUACUGUUUAUUCCUGAGAAAGUAAGAGAGAAAUUGGUGGAGAAAGGAAGUUCAUUUGUUGUUUUUUGUGAUUGGUAUUCAAACGGGACAUAAGAAGAGUUGAAAACGAAGAAAGGGUCAAGGAGAAUUGAACCCAUUUGUUAGAUUUGAAAUUGGCGGUGUUUUGUAUUAAGAAUUGAUCUGAAGGAUUUGAUUGUGUUUGGCGUGUAGAUUCUUGAGAGAAUCGGAAGCCUGGGCUUCCGAUCCGGUUGGUUUAUUUCAAAUGGCUUCUGCAAGUUUAGGUGUUGGAUCUCUAGUUUGGAUAGAAGAUCCUGAAGUGGCUUGGAUAGAUGGAGAAGUUGUGGAGGUCCAUGGAGAUGAUCUUAAAGUUCUUUGCACUUCGGGGAAGACAGUUGUGGUUAAGGCUUCCAAUGCCUACCCCAAAGAUGCUGAAGCCCCACCGUCUGGAGUGGAUGAUAUGACAAAGUUGGCAUAUUUGCAUGAACCAGGGCUUCUACAAAAUUUAAAAUCUAGAUAUGACAUCAAUGAAAUAUAUACUUACACAGGUAACAUAUUGAUUGCCGUAAAUCCCUUUAGGAGGCUACCCCAUCUAUACGACAGCCAUAUGAUGGCUCAAUACAAAGGGACUGCUUUUGGUGAAUUGAGCCCUCAUCCAUUUGCUGUUGCUGAUGAGGCUUAUAGACAAAUGAUCAAUGAAGGUGUAAGUCAAGCUAUUUUGGUUAGUGGCGAGAGUGGUGCUGGCAAAACAGAAAGCACAAAAUUGCUUAUGCGAUAUCUUGCGUAUAUGGGUGGGAGGGUAAAAGCUGAAGGGAGGACGGUUGAGCAGCAAGUCCUGGAGUCCAAUCCAGUUUUAGAAGCUUUUGGUAAUGCAAAGACCCUUAGAAAUAAUAACUCAAGCCGUUUCGGAAAGUUUGUGGAGAUCCAGUUUGACGAGAAUGGGAAAAUUUCUGGAGCUGCCGUUCGAACUUACUUGCUUGAAAGAUCACGUGUUUGCCAAGUGUCUGAUCCAGAGAGAAACUAUCACUGUUUUUACAUGCUUUGCUCCGCACCACCUGAGGAUAUUAAAAGGUUCAAAUUAGGGAACCCAAGGACGUUCCAUUAUUUAAAUCAAACGAAUUGUUAUGAGCUAGAUGGAGUGGAUGAUGCUAAAGAAUAUCUUGAUACAAGGAGAGCUAUGGAUGUCGUUGGAAUAAGUUCUGAGGAGCAGGAUGGAAUUUUUCGGGUUGUGGCUUCAAUCCUCCAUCUUGGGAACAUUGAGUUUGCCAAGGGAAAAGAAUCAGAUUCGUCUUGUCCUAAGGAUGACAAAUCUUUGUUCCAUCUCCAGACUGCCGCUGAACUUUUAAUGUGUGAUCCAAAGGCAUUAGAGGAUUCACUUUGCAAGCGUGUUAUUGUAACUCGUGAUGAAACUAUCACAAAAUGGCUAGAUCCUCAAGCAGCAACAGUUAGUAGAGAUGCAUUGGCAAAAGUCAUAUACUCAAGAUUGUUUGAUUGGCUUGUCAACAAGAUUAAUAAUUCAAUCGGUCAAGAUCCAAACUCCAAGUACCUCAUUGGGGUGCUCGACAUUUAUGGGUUCGAGAGUUUUAAGACAAACAGUUUUGAGCAAUUCUGUAUUAAUUUAACAAAUGAGAAACUUCAGCAACACUUCAAUCAGCAUGUGUUCAAGAUGGAACAAGAAGAGUAUACAAAGGAAGAAAUUAACUGGAGCUACAUUGAGUUCAUUGAUAAUCAAGAUGUUCUGGAUCUCAUUGAAAAGAAACCCGGUGGCAUAAUAGCGCUCUUAGAUGAAGCUUGUAUGUUCCCCAGAUCAACACAUGAAACAUUUGCUCAAAAGCUUUACCAAACAUUUAAAAACAACAAGCGGUUCAGUAAGCCCAAGCUAUCCCGUACUGAUUUCACCAUUGGCCAUUAUGCUGGUGAUGUCACGUACCAAACUGAGUUUUUCCUAGACAAGAACAAAGAUUAUGUUAUAGCUGAACAUCAAGAUCUUCUGGGUGCUUCUCUAUGUCACUUUGUGGCUGAUUUGUUCCCACAUUCUGAGGAAACCUCUAAAUCCAAAUUUUCUUCAAUAGGUUCACGCUUUAAGCUACAAUUGCAACAAUUGCUCGAAACCUUAAGUUCUGUAGAGCCUCAUUAUAUUCGGUGUGUGAAGCCCAAUAACCUUCUCAAGCCAUCUAUUUUUGAGAAUCAAAACGUGCUGCAACAACUUAGGUGUGGGGGUGUCAUGGAGGCCAUUAGGAUUAGUUGUGCAGGAUAUCCUACAAGAAAAACAUUCUCUGAGUUUGUAGACCGUUUUAGCAUGCUUGCCCCUGAAGCUCUGGAUGGAAGCCCGGAUGAAGUUGUUGCAAGCAAAAAGGUCUUGGAGAAGGUGGGACUUCAAGGCUAUCAGAUUGGUAAGACUAAGGUAUUCCUAAGGGCUGGACAAAUGGCCGACUUAGAUGCCCGAAGAAGUGAGAUUUUGGGAAAAUCGGCCAGCAUUAUUCAACGGAAAAUUCGUUCAUAUAUGGGGAGGAAGAGUUACAUUGCUUUGCGUUUAUCUGCGAUUCGUAUUCAAUCUGUUUGCAGAGGAGAACUUGCUCGGCAAACUUACAAGGGCAUGAGAAGAGAAGCUUCUUCUGUGAUAAUUCAAAGAAAUUUACGCAUGCAUCUUGCAAGGAAAGCCUACAAAGAACUCUGCAGUUCUUCUGUUUCUAUUCAGGCUGGUAUGCGUGGAAUGGCUGCACGGAAUGAGCUUCGGUUCCAAAAGCAAACAAAAGCUGCAAUAAUUAUUCAGAGUCAUUGUCGCAAAUACUUGGCAAGAUUGCACUAUACAAAGUUAAAGAAAGCUGCAAUUACUACGCAAUGUGCCUGGAGAGGAAAAGUCGCCCGGAGAGAGUUGCGGAAUCUCAAAAUGGCUGCAAAAGAGACUGGUGCUCUCCAAGCUGCGAAGAACAAGUUGGAGAAGCAAGUUGAAGAACUAACAUGGCGGUUACAGCUAGAGAAGCGCAUGAGAGCUGACUUGGAAGAAGCUAAAACGCAAGAAACUGCGAAACUGCAAUCCUCUUUGGAAGAUAUGCAACUUAAAUUCAAAGAAACUAAAGAAUUGCUGACAAAGGAACAUGAGAUGGCAAAGAAGGUAAUAGAGCAUGUCCCAGUUAUCCAGGAGGUUCCAGUUAUUGACCAUGCUGCUAUGGAUAAACUGGCCACUGAAAAUGAGAAACUCAAGACUCUUGUUAGUUCUUUGGAACAGAAAAUUGGUGAAACUGAGAAAAAAUAUGAAGACGCAAACAAACUUAGUGAGGAGAGAUUGAAGCAGGCUUUGGAUGCUGAAACAAAGAUAAUUCAGCUGAAGACUGCUAUGCAAAGACUUGAAGAAAAGAUUUCUGACAUGGAAUCUGAGAAACAAAUUCUGCAGCAUCAAACCUUUUCAGAUUCCCCUGUUAAGAGGGAACCACGAACACCCCUCUUUAAGAUUUUGGAGAAUGGUCAUGAUUCUGAUGAAGAGGAACCUCAAGUAACACCUGUUAAGAUGUUAGAUACAGAAGCUGAGAGUAAGCUCAGAAGAUCCAUUGCGGAUCGGCAACAUGAGAAUGUCGAUUCUCUUAUCACCUGCGUCAUGAAGAAUGUAGGCUUCAGUCAGGGAAAGCCUGUUGGUGCAUUUACCAUAUACAAAUGUCUCCUUCACUGGAAGUCUUUUGAGGCUGAAAGGACGAGUGUGUUUGAUCGUCUCAUUCAGAUGAUUGGUUCUUCUAUUGAGAGUCAGGAUAAUAAUGAUCUCAUGGCAUAUUGGUUGUCAAAUACUUCAACAUUAUUGUUCUUGCUCCAGAAGAGCUUAAAAACUGGUGGUGCUCCUGGUUCAACCCAACAGAAGAAGCCACCAAAUCCGACGUCACUUUUUGGAAGAAUGACCAUGGGAUUUCGCUCGUCUCCUUCCUCGGCAAGUCUUGCGCCCAUAAUAGAGGUAGUACGACAAGUAGAAGCCAAAUACCCAGCUUUACUCUUUAAGCAACAGCUCACAGCAUACGUUGAGAAGAUCUAUGGCAUCAUUCGUGACAACUUGAAGAAGGAGCUUGCCUCAUUGCUUUCCUUGUGCAUUCAGGCUCCAAGAAUUGCAAAGGGAAAUUUGCUAAGAUCAGGGAGGUCUUUUGGAAAAGAUGCUCCAUCAAAUCACUGGCAGAGCAUUAUCGAGUGUCUAAAUAACUGUCUUGGUGCAUUAAAAGACAACUCUGUUCCUCCAGUUCUAGUCCAAAAGAUCUUUACACAGGCCUUCUCAUUUAUAAAUGUUCAACUUUUUAACAGUCUUCUUUUACGUAAAGAAUGUUGUACGUUUAGCAAUGGGGAAUAUGUGAAGGCCGGGUUAGCAGAGUUAGAGUUAUGGUGCUGCCAAGCAAAAGAUGAGUAUGCUGGAUCUGCGUGGGAUGAACUCAAGCACAUAAGACAAUCCGUUGGAUUCUUGGUCAUACAUCAGAAGUAUAGGAUUUCAUAUGAUGAAAUCACCAAUGACCUGUGCCCGAUUUUGAGUGUCCAGCAGCUCUACAGGAUUUGUACUUUGUACUGGGAUGACAAUUACAACACCAGAAGCGUAUCUCCAGCUGUGAUUUCCAGUAUGAGGAUAUUAAUGACAGAAGAUUCAAACAAUGCUGAAAGCAAUUCCUUUUUGUUGGAUGACAACUCCAGCAUUCCCUUCUCGGUUGAUGAUCUUUCCACCUCGUUGAAGGAAAAAGAUUUCACGGAGAUGACAACUGCAGCCGAGCUUCUUGAGAACCCGUCCUUCCAAUUUUUAGAGGAAUGAGGCUGAGGAACACACAUUUGUUUCUGGGUGGGUUGAUAUAUGGGUCUCUAUUAGAAUUCUGUACAUUGCUUCUGGGAUUUGAAAUGUGUUGGAUGCAAGUUUUUGUGCUAUCCCCAGGGCAAAAGUGUAAAUUUAAAUAUAAAUAUUUUCAUAUUUUUUUGUCAAAGAAAAAAAAGUUAGCAGUAGGAUUGGUCUGUCAUAUAUGUUUUUUAUUUGUUAUUCUUCUUACAGGUGUUUGUGAUAUAUUAUUUAUUUUUUUUCUUCACAUUAUUUUAGAGCAUUAUUUUUACCAUAGAAAUCUAUAUUUGAUGAGUGGAAUUUGUCUGUCUGUAAACUUAGAAUUUUUUUAUCAAUUCAUUUAAGGAUAAUAAAUCUAUCCGUUUUUAUGUUUUUU